Molecule: messenger RNA, 1656 nt
Organism: Styela clava
Lineage: Eukaryota; Metazoa; Chordata; Ascidiacea; Stolidobranchia; Styelidae
Source: RefSeq, a predicted model, not a curated record
AUGCAAAUGCUGAUGAAGUGGAAGCAAAAUGCAGGUUCUGCGGCAACAGUUUCAAAGAUUCGAGCUAUUGUUCGUGGAUACAAAAACGGGGAUUCUAACGAAGAUUUUAUCAAUGUCGGCGGAGCGUAUAGAGCGUUCCGUGAUCAGCCAUUGUGUGGAAGAAGACAUGUUUAUCGUGGAGAGCAGCUGAGCGAGGUAACUGGCCCCAGACCUGUGGCGAUCAAAUUCCUCGAUUUCAACAAACGUAACCUGCAGGAGGCCAAAGUUCUUCUAAAGCUGGCUCUUCACCCAAAUGUUGUUUCCAUCAUCCAUUCCGACGUGUAUCACGGAGAUCCGUUCACUCGAAGAAUGUUCAUUGUUAUGGAACUUUGUCACGAGGAAAAUCUUACCGAUUUUCUGAAAAACAGACAGAAAAUGCGCGUCCCGUUCGACGACAACCUUGCGAUUUCGUUCGCACAGCAGUUGCUCUACGGUUUGCAGUUUAUUCAUCAAAACGACGUCAUUCAUCGUGAUCUAAAACCUGAUAACAUCUUGCUAUCGCUUGAUAAAAAGGCCCCUAAAAUAUCCGAUUUUGGGCUGUCGAAAGAGCUUCGCAAAGGCCGUUCAUACACUGCCCAAAGUAUCAUGCGAGCUGGUACUGAUGGCUACAGAGCUCCGGAAACCUAUAACGACGACGUGAUUUCUAUAAAAUCCGAUACAUAUUCGAUGGGUCUCGUGAUAUACGCGGUAUGGAGUGAUGGAAAACAUCCAUUUGGUGAAGAUCCAGAUGGAUGGAACAUGUACAUCAAAAAAAACAAAAACCGUGAUCUCAGCCAUCUGCUCAUCAGCGACAAAACCAAAGCCGUAAGUUUUCUUAAGAAGAUGCUGCAGUUUGAGCCGAAAAAUCGCCCAACGGCUGACAAACUUCUGGCCGAUGAAUUGUUUCAAGAAUCAGUGAGAGGUGAUUCGUAUAUUUUGCCAACAAAAUUGGAAAAUCUCACUCUUGAAAGUGAGGAAUUACAAACCGAGGUUCAACGAGCAACAGGCCAGAAUCAAGACUUGGAACCUCUGAAUGAAACUACAGCAAUUGCUGCAUUAGAAGCCGUUUUAGAUUUUUCCAAUAUAGCAACAACAGAAGUCAGCAACGCAAAAUAUGAAAAUGUAAUUAUCUUCACUGCCAAUGGCAGAUUCAGCUUCUACAAACCAGCAAUAAAGGAAUGGCGUGAAUGGAAGGAAAUAUUCUGGCUUUCCGAUGGCCUCUAUUCUACUGUUGCAGUGAAUGAAUAUCUCUAUGUACUUAUGGCAAAUAAGGACGUUUAUCGUACAAAAUACGCUGAUGCUGAACCGAUAUGGGAAAGAUUGUCGGACAUAAUAUCUUUUCCCGGGCCUUCUCCACUCGCAGUUGCAAUGAGUGGAUGUAUCUACCUGUGUGGAUGUUUUGAGAGAAACCGUCACCGCGUCGAAAGAUAUAAUUCAACGACUAACGAAUGGCAAAAAAUUGAAAACAUGAAAACAGUUAGAAGUUUUCCCCAAGUUGUUGCGGCUAAAGGACGUUUGUAUUGUUUUGGUGGAUUUGGUGAAUCCGGUCGCCAGCUCAGAAGUGGCGAAGUGUUCGAUCCUGAAACUUCAAAAUGGGAGUUCACUGCACGGAUGUGGUCGAGUACUUCAUUGCUAUGA